Molecule: messenger RNA, 2475 nt
Organism: Lutra lutra (Eurasian river otter)
Lineage: Eukaryota; Metazoa; Chordata; Mammalia; Carnivora; Mustelidae
Gene: ZYX
Product: zyxin
Exons: 10
Coding region: 313-2028 (571 amino acids)
Biological process (GO): transforming growth factor beta receptor signaling pathway; integrin-mediated signaling pathway
Source: RefSeq, a predicted model, not a curated record
ACGGGGGCGGGAGGACCUUGGCAGAGCCUCGGGCCUGGGGUCCAGAGCAGGGCCCCUUCCUGGGGGAGUUUCCUGCUGGGUCCGCCCUCCCUGCCUCUCCCCGCCUCUCCCCGCCCCCCUCUCCGGGCCGCUCCUUGUAUGGUCUGAGCGCCGCUCUCUUCCCGCCCCUUCCCUCCCUCCCUCUUCCCUGCGUCCCUCCCCGCCCAGCCUGGAGGCUGCUCGGGACCCGAACGCAGAGUCUUGGGACCCGGCUGCGAGGCGGCCACCCCAGACGCGGCGCGCACGCUCCAGCCCGCGCAGCCCGGCUUGGCCAUGGCGGCCCCCCGUCCGCCUCCCGCGAUCUCCGUCUCGGUCUCGGCUCCGGCUUUUUACGCCCCACAGAAGAAGUUCGGCCCGGUGGUGGCCCCAAAGCCCAAAGUAAAUCCUUUCCGGCCCGGAGACAGCGAGCCUCCCUCGGCCGCCGGGGUCCAGCGCGCGCAGAUGGGCCGGGUGGGCGAGAUCCCCCCGCCGCCCCCUGAAGACUUUCCCCUACCACCGCCUCCUGUCCUUGGUGAUGGCGACGACUCAGAGGGUGCUCUAGGAGGUGCCUUCCCACCUCCCCCUCCGCCUGUGGAGGAACCGUUUCCCUCUGAGGCUCUGGAGGAGGAGAUCUUUCCUUCCCCUCCGCCUCCGUUGGAGGAGGAGGGAGGGCCUGAGGCUGCCAUACCUCCCCCACCACAGCCCAGGGAGAAGGUGAGCAGUAUUGAUUUGGAGAUCGACUCUCUGUCCUCGCUGCUGGAUGACAUGACCAGGAAUGAUCCCUUCAAAGCCCGGGUGUCCUCUGGAUAUGUACCCCCACCAGUUGCCACUCCAUUCAUUCCCAAGUCCAGUACUAAGCCUGCAGCUGGGGGCACAGCACCCCUGCCUCCUUGGAAGUCCCCUUCUAGCUCCCAGCCUCUGCCGCAGGCCCAGGCUCAGGCUAAGCCUCCCAGUCAGACCCAGUUCCAUGUGCAGCCCCAAGCCAAGCCUCAGGUGCAGCCCCAGCCCCAGGCUCAUCCCCAGCCUGUGCCUUUGGCUAACAUCCAGCCUCGAGGACCCCCAGCCCCAUCUCCAGCCCCUAAGUUUUCCCCAGUCCCUCCCAAGUUUACUCCUGUGGCUUCCAAGUUCAGCCCUGGAGCCCCAGGUGGACCCGGGUCACAGCCCAGUCAGAAGUUGGGGUCCCCUGAACCUCCCUCUUCCAGUAGCACAGGCUCCCCUCAGCCCCCCAGCUUCACCUAUGCUCAGCAGAAGGAGAAGCCCCGAGUGCAGGAGAAACAGCAUCCGGUGCCCCCACCGGCUCAAACCCAAAAUCAGGGACGCUCCCCUGGGGCCCCAGGACCUCUGACUUUGAAGGAGGUGGAGGAGCUGGAGCAGCUGACCCAGCAGCUGAUGCAUGACAUGGAGCACCCUCAGAGGCAGAACGUGGCUGUCAACGAGUCCUGUGGUCGGUGCCGUCAGCCGCUGGCACGCACACAGCCCGCAGUCCGGGCUCUGGGGCAGCUGUUCCACAUCACCUGCUUCACUUGCCACCAGUGUGAGCAGCAGCUUCAAGGACAACAGUUCUACAGCCUGGAGGGGGCGCCCUACUGCGAGGGCUGCUACACUGACACUCUGGAGAAGUGCAACACGUGUGGGCAGCCCAUCACUGACCGCAUGCUGAGGGCCACGGGCAAAGCCUACCACCCGCAGUGCUUCACCUGUGUGGUCUGCGCCUGCCCCCUGGAAGGCACCUCCUUCAUUGUGGACCAGGCCAACAGGCCCCACUGUGUACCUGACUACCACAAGCAGUACGCCCCCAGGUGCUCUGUCUGCGAAGGACCCAUCAUGCCUGAGCCUGGCCGCGAGGAGACCGUGCGAGUGGUGGCUCUGGAUAAGAACUUCCACAUGAAGUGCUACAAGUGUGAGGACUGUGGGAAAGCGCUGUCCAUCGAGGCGGAUGACAAUGGCUGCUUCCCCCUGGAUGGCCAUGUGCUCUGCCGGAAGUGCCACACUGCCAGAGCCCAGACCUGAGCAGGGGAUGGGCGAGUCCCUUCCCCAUCAGCGUACCACCCACACUGAGACCACCCUGCCCCCCUUCAGUUAUUUUUUUGAUGUCCAGCCCCUCCUUCCACGCCACCCCCUGCCCCAGGAUCCCAAGCACCCUGUCCGGGGGUUCCAUUACGGCCUAGGGCUGCAGAGUCCCAGCUCCGGGUUUCUAGCCCACCCCAUCCCGCAGGGACCACGCACCAUCCUCCAGGUGUACCCCACCUGUGGGGGCACCAGGUUGAGCGCUGCUGCUUUCACUGCUGCACCGAUGCCCUUGGAGGAGCAGCUGCGUCCUCUGCUUGCUGAGGCCAGGAGAUGCCCUGACUCCAGGAGACUGGACUGGGCCGGGCAGACCGGCCUGGACAUUCCCACUCACCCCCAUGCUGCCAGGUUGUGGCUACAGCUACAAAUAAAAAACCCUGUUUUCCAGAA